This is a messenger RNA of Cynara cardunculus var. scolymus (artichoke), 1193 nucleotides long. Its product is annotated as chloroplastic import inner membrane translocase subunit HP30-2-like. The transcript has 6 exons. Lineage: Eukaryota; Viridiplantae; Streptophyta; Magnoliopsida; Asterales; Asteraceae. Bases 112 to 903 code for a protein of 263 amino acids. Gene Ontology annotation, cellular component: TIM22 mitochondrial import inner membrane insertion complex; chloroplast inner membrane. Gene Ontology annotation, molecular function: protein binding; transmembrane protein transporter activity. Gene Ontology annotation, biological process: protein insertion into mitochondrial inner membrane; protein targeting to chloroplast. The record is from RefSeq and is a predicted model, not a curated record.
CAUCGCAAACCCAAUCCAUCUGAAAGGACCAAACCCACCUUCUCCUCAUCUUUACAAUCACAGAAACAACAUAAAAGCUUCAAGCUUUUUGUCUUUUUGAUAGCAACAACAAUGGUGGAAGGAAAGCAAGAAGUGUUAGUAGUUCAUGCACCAAAAGAUUUGAUGCAAAAUCCAAUCACGCAGUUGCAAACCAAGUUUAAAGAAUUAGAGAAUGGGUUCAAGGGCUGGCUUGCCCAACAAUCUUUACCGGUUGAGGCCGCCGUUGUCACCAUCACUGGGGCAGCUCAGGGUGCGGCCAUCGGUGGUUUCAUGGGUACACUCACCAACGAUGUCGCCACCUCUUUUCCAGCUGCACCACCUCCUGGCGCCUCCCUGAAUCCACAGACUAUGGCGUCCUUCCAGCAAGCUCAGGCUCUUUCAGGAGGGCCCUUCAUACAGGCCCGUAAUUUUGCUGUUAUGACGGGCGUGAAUGCAGGCAUAUCGUGUGUCAUGAAAAGAUUAAGAGGCAAGGAAGAUGUCCAAUCAAGUAUGGUAGCAGCUUUCGGUUCGGGGGUCAUGUUUUCUUUGGUUAGCGGCAUGGGGGGGCCUAAUCAGGCUGCAAAUGUAAUCACGUCUGGCGUUUUCUUUGCACUCCUUCAAGGUGGACUCUUUAAGGUAGGGGAGAAAUUCUCAAAACCCCCGGUGGAAGACGUGUUGUACAAUAAAACAAGAUUCAUGUUGUCUAGUCUUGGUCUUGAAAACUACGAAAAGAACUUCAAAAAGGGACUGCUAAGCGAUAACACUUUGCCGCUUCUUACUGACAGUGCUCUACGAGACGUAAGUAUCCCUCCUGGACCACGACUCAUCAUUCUUGAUCACGUUCAAAGGAACAAGGAGGUGAAGAAAGGUGGUAGGUGGACAUAGGAUUUAUUCAAAUGUAGGAUUAUUAUGCACAAGAAGAAGAAGAAGAAGAUGAUGAUGAUGAUAAUAAGAGGCUGGUUUUGGUAGCAAAUUCAUUUUUAUGCAAUAAAAUAUGGCCCCCCUUUGGAUUCCUAGGGGGCGGGUUUUGUGUAGGACUGGUCGUCGUUGACGGUAAUCAAUCCUUUUGCUAAAAGAUAUGGUCCUUUUGAAGAUAUGGAUGGGAAUAAUCUGUUAAAUUAUCCAAUAAUUGCAAUUGAAUUCCAGUAUGUGUUCAUUUCCUAUUGUAUUCUUUC